Messenger RNA from Zea mays, 582 nucleotides. RefSeq lists its product as uncharacterized. The record is from RefSeq and is marked validated. The transcript has a single exon. Lineage: Eukaryota; Viridiplantae; Streptophyta; Magnoliopsida; Poales; Poaceae. Bases 109 to 345 code for a protein of 78 amino acids.
ACCAUUGCAGCAACAUCUUCUCUUAGCUCCAGUUUCUUAGCGUCUCGUCUCGUCUCGUCUCUGACCUACGUACAGAGAUCAAGCAGCAAGUCCACCCUUCCAUCACCGAUGGAGAAGGACGGCGCGCCGAAGCCGGCGGCGGCCACCGCACCGGAGCCGGAGGGGACCCAUCAGCCGACGUGGUGGGCACAAACGCAGUGGGCCAGCAUCAAGAGGAAGGCCCGCGGCGCCAGCGAAUACGCCAUGCUCAGGACCCGCCAGGGCAUCACCUUGUUCGGAGAGCCCAAGCUCGGGUCUUUGAUCAAGGCCAAGGGAGCUUCAGCCAACGAUGAGUCGUCCCAGUAGUCAUGCAUGUGUUCUUGAUGCCACGGGCGGCAGCAAACACGGGUGAACUCAGUUCUUGUUACUUCUUGUUAGUAGGUGACCUGUCUUAGACUCUGUCUGCAUUGCAUUGGUGGUUACUGGUAGCUGUAGUUUCGGCUCUGGCGUGCUCAGGUCUGCUGGGUCGAUGAGCUAGCUAGUCAUCAAGUCAUGCAGUUUUAAUGUUUUAUAAUAAUAAUGGUUUUUACUGUCAUUGAUAGU